Molecule: messenger RNA, 3119 nt
Organism: Callorhinus ursinus (northern fur seal)
Lineage: Eukaryota; Metazoa; Chordata; Mammalia; Carnivora; Otariidae
Gene: SEMA3B
Product: semaphorin 3B
Biological process (GO): semaphorin-plexin signaling pathway; negative chemotaxis; neural crest cell migration
Cellular component (GO): plasma membrane
Molecular function (GO): chemorepellent activity; semaphorin receptor binding
Source: RefSeq, a predicted model, not a curated record
UCUCCUCCCGCCCCAACUGCUGCCAUCCCAGCCCCUGCCAGCCAGGUGGUGGCAGCACAAAGCGGCUCAAGUGGUGAGGAAGGCCUGGGGCGGGGCUGGGGGCCCAUCAGACCUCCACCAGAGAACCUCUUGCGAGAACCUCUUGUCCGGCCCUCCAACCCUCCCAUCCCAGCUGAGCCCCUCACUACCCGCCUCCAGCUCUCCAGCUGUGUUGGGACAGGACUGGCUUGUUUUGCUCAUCGAACAGGGCACCCUCUGAAAUGACUGCACUGAUCUGAGUCCUUGUUGGCAUUCUGCCUCCUCCUGCAUGGGGACCUUGUCUGUGUCCCCCUGUGUCCCAGGCUGGCGUGGGAUCCUGGGGCAGAGUCCAGGGCGGCUCAAGGCUCCUCCACACGCACCCGCUGAUCCCGGAGCACCCUGAGCCGCCAAGAUGGGGCGGGCCAGGGCGGCCGCCAUGAUCCCGGGCCUGGCCCUGCUCUGCGCGGCAGUGCUGGGGGAUGCUAACCCCAGCUCCCCGCGCCUUCGGCUCUCCUUCCAAGAGCUCCAGGCCCGGCACGGUCUCCGGACCUUCAGGCUAGAGAGGACCUGCUGUUACGAAGCUUUGCUGGUGGAUGAGGAAAGAGGACGCCUGUUUGUGGGCGCUGAGAACCAUGUGGCCUCCCUCAGUCUGGACAAUAUCAGCAAGCGGGCCAAGAAGCUGGCCUGGCCGGCCCCCGUGGAAUGGCGAGAGGAGUGCAACUGGGCGGGGAAGGACAUUGGUACUGAGUGCAUGAACUUCGUGAAGUUGCUGCAUGCCUACAACCACACCCACUUGCUGGCCUGUGGCACAGGGGCCUUCCACCCAACCUGUGCAUUUGUGGAGGUGGGCCACCGGCUGGAGGAGCCCAUGCUCCGGCUGGACCUUCGACGGCUAGAGGACGGCAAGGGCAAGAGUCCUUAUGACCCGAGGCAUCGGGCUGCCUCCGUGCUGGUGGGAGAAGAACUAUACUCAGGGGUGGCUGCAGACCUCAUGGGCCGGGACUUCACCAUCUUCCGCAGCCUGGGCCAGCGUCCAAGUCUCCGGACAGAACCACAUGACUCCCGCUGGCUCAACGAGCCCAAGUUUGUCAAGGUCUUUUGGAUCCCGGAGAGCGAGAAUCCCGACGAUGACAAAGUCUACUUCUUCUUCCGGGAGUCGGCAGUGGAGGCUGCACCAGCGCUGGGACGCCUGUCUGUGUCCCGUGUCGGCCAGAUCUGUCGGAAUGACGUGGGCGGCCAGCGCAGCCUGGUCAACAAGUGGACCACGUUCCUGAAGGCGCGUCUGGUGUGCUCUGUGCCAGGUGUCGAGGGUGACACGCACUUCGACCAGCUCCAGGAUGUGUUCCUGCUGUCCUUGAGGGACCGCUGGAGCCCGCUGCUCUAUGCCGCCUUCUCCACAUCCAGCACCAUCUUGCGAGGCUCUGCAGUGUGCGUGUACAGCAUGAACGAUGUGCGCCGUGCCUUCCUGGGGCCCUUUGCACACAAGGAAGGGCCCCUGCACCAGUGGGUGUCCUAUCAGGGCCGUGUCCCCUACCCCCGGCCAGGCAUGUGCCCUAGCAAGACCUUUGGCACCUUCAGUUCUACCAAGGACUUUCCUGAUGACGUCAUUCAGUUUGCCCGGAACCACCCCCUCAUGUACAAUUCGGUCCUGCCCGUGGGUGGGCGCCCUCUCUUCCUACAAGUGGGUGCCGGGUACACCUUCACCCAGAUCACUGCAGACCGUGUGGCAGCUGCUGACGGACACUACGACGUCCUCUUCAUUGGCACAGAUGUUGGCACAGUGCUGAAGGUGAUCUCAGUCCCCAAGGGCGGCCGGCCUAACGGGGAGGGGCUGCUCUUGGAGGAGCUGCACGUGUUUGAGGACUCGGCUGCUAUCACCAGCAUGCAAAUCUCUUCCAAGAGACACCAGCUGUACGUAGCCUCGCGGAGCGCGGUGGCCCAGAUCCCCUUGCACCGCUGUGCUGCCCACGGCCGCGCCUGCGCCGAAUGCUGCCUGGCGCGUGACCCUUACUGCGCCUGGGACGGGGCCGCGUGCACGCGCUUCCAGCCCAGCGCUAAAAGGCGGUUUCGGCGGCAAGACGUGAAGAACGGAGACCCCAGUACGCUGUGCUCAGGGGACGCGUCCCAUCCCACAUUGCUGGAGCGGAAGGUGUUCGGUGUGGAAGGCGGCAGCGUCUUCCUGGAGUGUGAGCCCCGCUCGCUGCAGGCACGCGUGGAAUGGACCUUCCAGAGCGCAGGGGGGGCGGCCCGCACCCAGGUGGCUGUGGAGGAGCGCGCCGAGCGCCUGACGCGGGGGCUGCUGCUGCGCGGGCUGCGGCGCGGGGAUUCAGGCGUGUACCUGUGCGCAGCUGUGGAGCAGGGCUUUUCGCAGCCGCUGCGUCGCCUGGCGCUACACGUGCUGAGCGCCGCGCAGGCCGAAAGGCUGGCCCGGGCCGAGGAGGCUGCGCCCGUCGCCCCUCCGGGCCCCAAGCUCUGGUACCGGGACUUCCUGCAGCUGGUGGAGCCGGGCGGCGGUGGCGCUAGCUCCCUGCGAAUGUGUCGUCUGCAGCCCGAGUCGCGCCCACCGCCUCCCGAGUCGCGGAGGAAGGGCAGAAACCGCCGAAGGCACGCCCCCGAGCCGCGCGCUGAGCGGGGGCCCCGCAGCGCCGCGCGCUGGUGACUCGGCCUCCAAGCUGGAUACAGGGAAGGAGACUCCAGGCGGGAGCGGGAGGGCGGACCCUGGGGGACGCACGGCUAGGGGACCCGGCACGCUGGUCCCUGGCCGAUGGAGAGACCGACCGACCGACAGGCCCUGGCCGCGGGGCUGCCUCGCCGGCUUAUUUAUUAACAGGAUAACCCUUGAAUGUAGCGCUGGGAGGGGCGGCCCAGGCCGGGCACAGGGUCCUGCUCAUCGCGAGGAGGCAGAGAAGCAGGGCUCCAGAGCAACGACCUGGGCGGAGGGGGUGCCCGGAGUGCCCAUCCCGGGGGAAGGCCCUCCUCCCUGGGCAAUGAGCAGAAAGCUGUGAACAGGCUGAGCGGUGGGGGGUGGCGUGGGGCAGGCCGAUUGUACUAAUGCAAUAAACACAUUAUCAGCCGAAGCUGGAACGGCUCCAGCGCACAAC